Messenger RNA from Coniosporium apollinis CBS 100218, 1896 nucleotides. RefSeq lists its product as uncharacterized. The record is from RefSeq and is a predicted model, not a curated record. Gene Ontology annotation, cellular component: SHREC complex; rDNA heterochromatin. The transcript is spliced from 3 exons. Gene Ontology annotation, biological process: silent mating-type cassette heterochromatin formation. NCBI's taxonomy places the organism in Eukaryota, Fungi, Ascomycota, Dothideomycetes. Bases 1 to 1896 code for a protein of 631 amino acids.
AUGACACGCUUCUUCCCUCUCUAUGUCCGGAGAUCGGACGGCAAGCUCGAAAUCGCAGCGAAGGGUAAGACAGAGCAGAACCAGCCUUUGCCCGGACAGCUUGACCAGACGCCCGAUGCGAAGGGAAUAUCCGACUACUACCGGGAGAUCUCCGUGGAUGAGGUCAAGCAUCUUGACUGGAGGAGGAAGCUGGGUGGCAUGUUGGUGCGGGAGCUGGGUGGUCAAGACGAUCAAGAGAAAGCCUGUAUACUGGCAGCACUUCCCGAGAACUACCGACUGUACGAACACAUCAAAUCCAAGGGAAACGCUUCCGACGGCAAGACUACAAAGGCCACGAAGAAUCAUGCUGGCGGAGGACACGACCGUCAGGAUGCAUACCUCUACGGACACCCGCUAGGCCGUAAGAAGCGGUACAGAAGCCCUGCCGAGUUCUUCCCGCAUCUCCUAUGGCUCGUCACCGACAAGGCAGGCGAUCCAGACAACUGCACCUGUACGAUAUGCUCGCCGGAGCAGCUGGAAGAGGAGAAACCGGCCAAGGACUCCAAGGCUGCGAUUAAAAAGGAGGACAUACACACCAGGCCCGUAGGCCGAAUAUCGCCAAUAGUCGAAAUACCUGCGCGACCAAGCAGCAUCACCAGAGCCUCACCAGCACCCAUAGCACGACGACCUUCCACAACACCUGUGACCCCCGCAAGUGUUUCCGCGUCCAAACCUCCUACCCCGACACCCCUCCCCCAGCCCCGAUCCCUCGACCAACAAAUCGACGCCCAAUACAACAAAUUCAUCUUCCGCCCGGGCGAACUAGUCUGGUUCAACCGCGGCGUCGCCUGGGGUCUGGGCAUAAUCCUGCAACGCUACUACCUCUCCACCUCCCCCCUGAUUCGCGCCUACAUCGUCCAGCCACUCUCUCACCCGCUCUCGCACCCACCCACCGCAACAAUAACUCAAGAAGCCGAACUCCGCCCCUGGCUCGCUUGGAGCGCGCCACAGUACACGAACAAGUACCUCGCAGAGCGCCCGACCACCUACGACAUGCUGGACUGGCCGGCCUACAUCGAGGGCCGCAUCGGGCCAGGCGACGCGGAAGUCGACGGCAGCAUCAUGGCAGCCAAGGCAAUCGACGCAUCUUUCACGCUCUUCGACCUCAUCAAGACCACUGCGCCCGCCCCCGGCGUCGAGGAGCGCCGCUGGAACGGGCUCUUCCUCGGCGGCGAGAAAGCCUGGGUCGGCGAGCCCGUGCGGUUGCGCAUAGGCUCUGGAUCCGACGUCCUCGUCAUCAUCGAGAUUGUUGAAAAGGUGGCUUCGCAAUUCGCCGCCGGCUCCUCGGGCAGUGGAGCAGGGGGAGUGGCAGGGGGGGCGGGAGGUGCGAGAACUAGCACCAUAAGCCUCAUCGGCGACAUCUACACCUUCUGCAGCGUCCCCCUUUCCUCCUCCGUGCCAGACGACCGCCACCUCCCCCUCCGCAUGCGCGAGGACCUGCUUUUCAGGAACCAGGUCACGGCGCUCACCCACUCAAAGAGCUACUGGAAACUCGCAAAGUCGAUGGCAAAGCUCGGUAUCGCGGAUCUGAAGGGGCGCUGGUACGAGAGCAGUCUCUUGCUGCCGAUUCUGCAUCCAGACUACCAUGAGCGCGUCCGCAGAGGCGAUAUCGGGGAUGCGGGCGUCUGGAUGAAUGGCAGGGGAGAUGGGCUGCCGCAGGGGUCGCCGGGGACAAGGAAGCCGGAACGGAGAGAUGCGUUUGGCAGGGCGGUGCCGGUGGGGACGAGGAUUGUGGAGGGGGUCGAGCCGCCGGUGCAGCCGCCGCAGGAGCAGCAGCAGCAGCAGCAGCAGCAGCAUCAACAUCAGCAGGGCUUGGGUCAUUCUCUUGCUGCCGAUUCUGCAUCCAGACUACCAUGA